GAUGCCCCGGCUCGCAAGAAAGAUAUAUCAGCUAUAGCAAGGUCAAAUCGAGUCUAAUAAGUAGGCUCUCUCCAAAACUGUCUCUCACACAGAAGCUGUUUGCACCAGUGAUCUCAGGUGAGGUUUAUUUUGAGACAACCCGAUAAUAACCACUCACUGCGCGCGACGGAACUGCCCUGCUGGUCAUUUUAAUUUACAGGUAGGCUGAUCACCCAAAAAAGAUGAACCGUCACACACUGGAGACAAACAGAAGAUGUCCCUCAUACCAGUUGUCUGUUAAUUUGCUGAUUGAAGAAGGCAUUCGUAUACAUGCUGUUAAUCAUUUCUUAGGUUUUUUACUCGGCAGACAGGCUAUUCAUCUUGCCCUUAGAGCAUGCCGGUAAUGUCGUUUAAAUUUGUCAGUAUAGGUAGGCUACUCGUUGAAUUUGUUUAUUGCCGUAUUUCUACUCCAAGUCUUGAGGGGAAAUAACUUUGUUUUAUUUUGCAAUACAGCUAAAAAUAAAAUGCCUGUCAGCAAACCCCUUCACAGCGUUUCAUGAGUGUUUCCUCCCAGGCUACUUAGUUUUCGAACUGCCUUGGCUGUUCCGCUGGAGAAUGUGGAAGAAGAUGCGAGCUCUCACGCACCAAGAGCGUCUGCGCCACGCAAGAGCUCUCUGGAAACCUAUAAGUCAUGUGGCUUAGAUGGAAUUAUUCAAUACCGAAAAGAAGACGAGAAUUAUCAUUUUCGUGCUUUAAUGAGCCUCAGACUUCGAAUUAUCCCCUAGUGCGCCCGGAGAAUGGGAGCCAUCCCUGCUAUGAGUAGGCUACAAUUCGCACGACCAUCCUUAAACCAUCUAAGUUUUAUCCUUCUGGAGCGGCAGAAUUUCGAAGUGAUUGUCUGCAAAUUCAGCACUAGAAGAGCUUAAAAGGGGAAGUUUCAGAGCUAUGGCGGUGUUCAAUGAUGCUGAGUGGUCCUGGAACGACUCUUACCUCAGAAUUCCAGAUGGGAAUUCCAGCAUGGAACAGCUGGAGGCAGAGAGCGAGCGGAACUACUACGCCAUGUUCUACUCCCUGCUUAUCCUGGCCAUUGUGUUCGGGAACGUGCUGGUGUGUCUGGCCGUGGUGAGGGAGCGCUCCCUGCAGACCACAACCAAUUACCUGGUGGUGAGCCUGGCUGUGGCGGAUCUACUGGUGGCCACCCUUGUUAUGCCCUGGGCUGUCUACCUGGAGGUGAUGGGCGGUGCAUGGCUCUUCAGUCGACUGUACUGCAACGUCUUUGUCACGCUGGAUGUGAUGAUGUGCACUGCUAGCAUCCUCAACCUGUGUGCCAUCAGCAUUGACAGGUACACUGCAGUGGUGAUGCCUGUUCUGUAUAACACCACACACAGCUCUCGUAAACGGGUGUCCAUCAUGAUCGCCGCUGUCUGGGUCCUGGCCUUCACCGUCUCCUGUCCCCUGCUGUUUGGGUUCAACACCACAGAUGACCCCACGGUGUGCUCCAUCUCCAACCCAGAGUUUGUCAUCUACUCGUCCGUGGUGUCCUUCUACCUGCCCUUCAUGGUCACUCUGCUGGUCUACAUCCGCAUCUACGUCUUCCUCAGGAGGCGGAGGAAGCGGAUCGCCUUCAGACAGGCCAGUGGGAAAGUCCAGCCAGGAUCCGCUCUGCCGUCUGCGGAGACCUGUUUGCAGGAGACAAUGAAGGAGAGGAGAGAUCUCUCCCCAAUUAGGAUUAAAGUGGAGACCUCAGACCAGCCUCCUCAGGCCAAGGCCCGCCUCCUCCCAAGCUGCCUGCGGCCUAAGAAGCCACGCACGGCCCCUGUGGAGAACUCACUACUGCCCCCGGUGGACCUCCAGAAUUACUGCAGCAUCAGCCAGGCCUCCUUCGCACGCACCGAGCAGGAUGGGUCGCCCCACGAUGGAGAGGACGGGGACGGGGAGGAAGAGGAGAAGGAGGAGGAGGGGUCGACAGGCGAGAGGACGCGGGGCGGCCUCACCCUGAGAUGCAGCUGCGAAGUGAAGGACAUGUCCAACGGGCGGACGCACACCACGCUCCGUCCGGCGCCAGGUCCCGUGCUCCGCCCGAGCCAGCUGCGGAACAGAAACAUGCAGACCCGGGAGAAGAAGGCCACACAGAUGCUGGCUAUCGUGCUGGGGGUCUUUCUCAUCUGCUGGCUGCCCUUCUUUGUGACUCACAUCCUGAACACCCACUGCCGGACGUGCUACAUCCCCCCGGAGCUCUACAGUGCCUUCACAUGGCUUGGCUACGUCAACAGCGCCCUCAACCCAGUCAUCUACACCACCUUCAACAUUGAGUUCCGCCGCGCCUUCAUCAAGAUCCUCACCUGCUGAGAUCCUCCCCCUCCCCCUCACACAAACAAACACGCAUACUCACAAGGAUCCAUGCGGAAAAGGAUCAUCCACGUCACACUCCUGACGGAGGAACCAAGAACAAAGAGAGAGUGUGCAGGGGGAAGUGAGGAAACAAGGACACGUCCUAAGGAGGAAGUCUGCUAAGAAGGACUUGUCCUCUUCUCAGCGAGCCACAGCACUGCUGUCUGACCAACUGUAGAGACUCUCUCGCUUGCCAGCACCUGCCUCAUGUCAAUGGCAGCGUCCUCUCCCCACUUUUGGCACACCAACGGAGCCUGUCAGUGUUAUCUUCAUUGGAGUAAUAGCAACCAGCUGCAGCCGGGAGCUUGAAUUGGCCCGACUCGCUCCCACCUUCAAGUGCAGGUGUUUUCGCUAAUGGCGCAGUGAUCCGUAUCUUGAUGUAGUCACUUGCCGAGAGGAGCGCGAAGAAUGUGAGGGACACGAUGGGAACCUUUGUCCCAUUUCCCCAUUUCGUGUGCUUCCUGUUACCCCUGAGUGAAUGACUUGAGACAGAUUCUCAGCCUCCAGUUAAUCAAUACAAACUUGACAAGUUGCCAAGCGAAGGCAUUCAUCGAGCCCAUCUCACAUCGUGCCAUUAAAGACUGAGAUCUCCUCAAUAUACUCAGCGAUCAGAAAUAAAUAAGAUGUCAUGUGAGGAUUGCCGUCAUGCUCGCUCGGAUUGUUUGUGUCCUCACAAAAACUCUGCAGAUGCGCGUCACGUCACAUCGCCUAUCUUUAGCUGUCCAUUGCUGCCUCAAGCACGUGUUAACACUCCAGCUGUCUUUGAAGAGUUUUUUCGGUGUAUGUCGGCGUGUUCGAGAUUAUCAGUCACAAAUGCCUUGGGAGGCUUGUGUUUUUUUUUGUUUUGUUUUGUUUUGUGGGGCGUCGGAGGAAUCGCAUGGAAUUUCUUCAAGGAAUUCACAGAUUUGUCACAGGGACCAUGAGCAUACGGUGAUUGACAUUCACAUGGCGCUUAAGAAGAUCUGAGAGCCAACCCCCCCAACCCCCCAUGCCUUUGAUACCAGCUUUCCUGGCAGGCAGGGCCCUGUAUGCUGUCACCGUAUUGGACUCUGGAGACUAGUGGGAGGUGGGGAGGAUUGUCAUGGAGUAGGAAUAUGUAUAAAAAUUUGCUUCUGUGUUGUGUGAAUAAAGCUAAAUGGAUACUUGGCA
Alosa alosa (allis shad) is the source of this 3519-nucleotide messenger RNA. RefSeq names its product dopamine receptor D3 (gene drd3). Gene Ontology annotation, molecular function: G protein-coupled receptor activity; dopamine neurotransmitter receptor activity, coupled via Gi/Go. Gene Ontology annotation, cellular component: membrane. The transcript is spliced from 8 exons. The record is from RefSeq and is a predicted model, not a curated record. Lineage: Eukaryota; Metazoa; Chordata; Actinopteri; Clupeiformes; Clupeidae. Bases 925 to 2328 code for a protein of 467 amino acids. Gene Ontology annotation, biological process: adenylate cyclase-activating adrenergic receptor signaling pathway.